UUAUGUCUGUCAUCCAUAUUUCUCCUCCCACCAAAGGCCAAACACAUCUGACAUUUUAACAGUCAAUUCACAUUUUUCAAAAACUUCUUCUCCUUCUUCCUUAUAAUUACUCAAAUUAAAUCCUUCUAACUAUUACUUACAAAAACAUUAGAUUCCCUGAAAAUUUCAUUUUCUUUCUCCACUAUGCUUCUGCUUCUCUCUCUUCUCCUUUCCCUAAUCUUUCAAAUUUGUAAUUCCACAACAAUAUUAGUAGAUGGUGUUUCAGAAUGGAAAAAUCCUACUGUUCAUGUUGGUGAUUCAAUAAUUUUUAAACAUAAGUAUCACUACAACCUCUACAUUUUCCAGAACCAAAGAGCUUUCAAUCUCUGCAACUUCACUCAAGCCUCACUCCUCACCAAGCCCAACUCCAUCUCCUAUACGUGGCAUCCAUCACGCACUGGUUUCUACUACUUCACAUUCAACAAUGGCUCUUUGAAAUCUUGUAAUCAAGACUCUCUAAAACUGUCAAUAAAGGUCUCUCCACCGCAACCACCAGUAGAACUGAGUCCAGCGGCAGCUCCAAUUCCAGCACCCAUUUCCGGUGGUGAAGUGUCAUCUUCUCCAGCUUAUCCAUGGCCAUUCCGUCCUCGUGAAGAAGCUUCUUCACCUGCUCCGGUACCCAGUAGCGUUGGCGCAAGCUCUCCGAUGACAGUGCCAACCGUGAUUCCAUCUGAUAAAGGUGGCGGCAGCAGCAUGCCGUUUAUAAAUAGUAAUCCUGCUGUUCCCUUGCCCACUGGUGAAGUUGACUCCGCCACCAUACGCCCCUUGCCCGCCUCUGGCCACCAUCAACAGGUACCGCUCUCCUAUCACACACAUUGUGAAAAAAGAGGGGAAAAAAAAAACGAAAGAAAGAAAUUUCUUUUAAUUUAAAAAAUAAAUAAUACA
Molecule: messenger RNA, 924 nt
Organism: Jatropha curcas
Lineage: Eukaryota; Viridiplantae; Streptophyta; Magnoliopsida; Malpighiales; Euphorbiaceae
Source: RefSeq, a predicted model, not a curated record